AUGUGGACGCUCACGGAGUACCAUCGCUUAGUCUACGUCGAUGCGGACCUUCUUGUAAUGAGCAGCCUCGACGACCUCUUCUGUCGCGACGAGCUGACUGCUGCGCCCGACACCAUCCCCCCUGACCGCUUCAACAGUGGCUUGAUGGUGGUGGCGCCUAGUGACGACACUUUUAGGGAUAUGCUGAGCAAGGUCGCCACCACCAAGUCACCCAACGUGGGCGAUCAGGGCUUUCUCAACAACUACUUUGCCGACUGGUACUCUCAGGCCCCCUCCCACCACCUGCCCUACGCCUUCAACCCCCUCGUGCGCCUCAGCGGGUGGGAGGGGUGGGAGAAGUUUGUGCAGCCGCAGCUGAGGGUGCUGCACUACUCGGGGAGCACCAAGCCUUGGAACACCAUGGAGGACAAGCAGUUCCCCACCACUCGCAGCCUGGAUCACAUCUGGCUCGCUGCUCACAGCGACAUGCUGAAUGCCCUUGCACAGGCCAUGGCUACUGCAAAAGCAACUGGAAAUAGUGGUGGCAGCAGCAGUGGCGCAAGUGAGCCUGCUGGUGGGGAUGCAGCAGCAGGGGAAGGGGAUGGUGGAGUUGAGACCCUCGGGGCGAGCGGUGAAUAUGCCCCUCUUUCUUCCAUCUGCCAAGAGGAGGGGGCGACCACCAAUGGCAGGUCACUCACCACUGCUGCUGUCUUGGUAAUUGAAGACACCAUUCUGGUGCCCCCUGCUCUCCUCACCACAUCCCUCCUGCGAUGGCGGGAAACCCCCAACCGCCUCCUCGGUUUCCUCCCCUCCGCCCACUUCCGCCUCUCCAAGGGAGUCCUCAAAGGGAGACUGGCCGUGCAUGUUACCCUAUGUCUCAUUCUCAUGCUGCCCUCUUCUCCCCGUCCAACCUUUCACUUCUCCCACCAGCUCCCUCACCACAGCGGCACGGCAGUCCUAGUAAUCGAUGACACCAUGCUGGUGCCCUCUGCUCUCCUCGCCACGGCCCUGCUCCGCUGGAGGGAAGCACCCAACCGCCUCCUCGGAUUCCUCCCUUCAGCCCACUUCCGCCUCUCCAAGGGCGUUCUCAAAGGGCGGCUCGCCGUGCACGCUUCCCUGGGGCCCGGAGGGGACUACUCAGUGGUUACUGGUGCGCUGCUGCUGCAUAGAAACUAUCUGCACUAUUUUACCUGCACUAUGGGGGAGGAGGCGAGGCGGUAUUUGGAGGGAGGGAGCGAGGGAGACGGUGGGGGAGAGGGUGGGGGAGAGGGUGCAGGAGGGAGUGAGGGAGGGAGUGAGGGAGGGAGUGGGGGAGGGAGUGAAGGCGGUCGGUCCAAUCCGGCGGCGAGGGCGUGUGCUGACGUGGCGAUGAACAUGCUGGUGACUCAUCUGUCUGACCUGUCACCAUUGACUGUCUACGACUCAACACAGGAGGUCCAAGGGCCCUUCCCCUUGCCGCCUGCUCCUGCCAUGGGGAGGUGUCUCAACGAUCUUGCCGUUCACAUGGGCAUCAUGCCUCUUAAGAGCACAAUCGAUGCAGUCACAGUCAUGCACAAGGAUUCAUACAUAUACGAACCCAAGGUUCGUGUGCCCCCGGCGCCCCUCCUCUUCUCCCCGAUCCUCAACGCCUCCCUCCCAACCACCCUCCUCCACCUCAUCCCCCGCCGAUACCGCCGAUUCCUCCCCGCUUUGGACAGCGCCCACCCGCGCGUGCUAUCUGUUCCGGGGGAUGCUGCUCCCAAGCAUGCCGUGUGCCUGCGGUCCUCUACGCCACCUUUCAUUCCGCCCAGCCUGGACCUUCCUUUCUUCCUCCCUGUUUUCGAGAGCACCUACCCGCACGUGCUGCCUGCUGUUCCCAGUGCUGCUGCUCCCAAGCACGUCGUGUGCCUGCGGUGCUCAUGUACUUGUGCGCAUGGUACUUACUUGUCUCUUUCUUCCAUAGACGGGGCCGCGUUCCGGCGAAUGGCCAACGGAGGUCUUCCUCUUCCUGCCCUGCUCAUCCUUUCGCAGAUAGUUGAGGACUCUGAACCAGCACUGGAGCUCUGUAGUUUUGAGGUGCCUCAUAACUAUUCUCUUCCUGCCCUGCUCAUCCUUUCACAGAUGGCUGAUGACUCGGAACCAGCACUGGAGCUCUCUAGUUUUGAGGCGCCUCAUAACUAUUCUCUUCCUGCCCUGCUCAUCCUUUCACAGAUGGCUGAUGACUCGGAACCAGCACUGGAACUCUCUAGUUUUGAGGCGCCUCAUAACUAUUCUCUUCCUGCCCUGCUCAUCCUUUCACAGAUGGCUGAUGACUCGGAACCAGCACCGGAGCUCUCUAGUUUUGAGGCGCCUCAUAACUAUUCUCUUCCUGCCCUGCUCAUCCUUUCACAGAUGGCUGAUGACUCGGAACCAGCACUGGAGCUCUCUAGUUUUGAGGCGCCUCAUAACUAUUCUCUUCCUGCCCUGCUCAUCCUUUCACAGAUGGCUGACGACUCGGAACCAGCACUGGAGCUCUCUAGUUUUGAGGCGCCUCAUAACUGUUCUCUUCCUGCCCUGCUUAUCCUUUCACAGAUGGCUGACGACUCGGAACCAGCACUGGAGCUCUCUAGUUUUGAGGCGCCUCAUAACUGUUCUCUUCCUGCCCUGCUUAUCCUUUCGCAGGUAUCUAAGGAGUCUGAACCAGCACUGGAGCUCUCUCUCUCCGAAGCCAUCUCUUCCCCGGUCACCGCACUCCACCUCUCCGGAACCACUGUCUUCGCCUUCACACCCUCCCCCGCCACCAUCACAAUCGCAAGCAGCAGCACAGAGAAUGACGAUAUCGCCCACAAGGGGGCGGAUGCAGGUCUGGGGGUGCUGCUAGGGUUUGAUGAUCCGUUUGUCGUGUUCCACCUGGCGUCACGGUUGGCGUCAACAUCCCUACUCCAACUGCUCACAGUCUCCCAUCCUCCUGCCCUCCUCUUCCCGUUCUCACCAAUCCUCCUCCCUCUCCCUCUAUCACCCUCCCCUCUGCUCGUACUUACCCUCUGCCCCCCUCCCACCCAGCUGCCCCACGCCUCCCCAUGGGCAUCGCUGCUGCUCAAGUCCACCCUCGGAGAUGCAUCCUUUCCUCCCUUCGCUCUGCCUACUGCUGCGGAUUCUUUGACUGACAUGGGCGCUAUGAGUCACAUGAGCGCAGCCACCAUGGGCACUGGCAACAGCUCUGUUGCCAAACGCUCUGGAGCAGAAGGCUCUCCAGUGGUGUGCUUUGAUCGCGUGGUGCUGCUGCAAGAUCCGGUGCUGCCUGUUGCUGCUGGGCAAGCAGAGCAAGCUGCAGCUUCUGCGAGACCAACGGAGCAGCAGAGCAGCAGUGGUGGUGGCAGCAGAGGCAGAGGCAGUGCGGACGGCAACAUUGAAUCCGGCUGUGAUGGCCAUGCUGCUGUCAUCCGCUCUGCCCUGCGCCAUGCGUGCCGUCUCCAGUUGCCCGUCCGCUCCUCUCUGACCAUCCUCAUCGCGGCUUCAGACGCCGCAUGGAGACAAAACAUGCCGCCCGCCCUGCACCCUGCCAACCUGACUGCCGCCCUGCACAAGGAGUGCUCCCGCGCACAUCUGUCGUGUGAAGUGGUGCGAGCUCAAGAGGACAAAGACCCAUGCACUGAUCAGGCUAGAAACGCCUUCAACACUACUGCUGGUGCUGGUGGUGCUGGCAUUCGUGGGUGGGGCACUGGGCCCUCCUUCUCCGCCUUCCCCUUCGCUUCCAACCUCUCCUCUUCCGCGCUUCCCUCCCCUUCCGCCCUUCCCUCCCCUUCCGCCCGUCCCUCCCCUUCCUCCCUUCCCUCCCCUUCCGCCCUACCCCCUUCCGCCGUUCCCCCUUCCGCCUUCCCCUCCCUUUCCGCCUCCUUCCCCCCACUUUCUGCCAGGAAAAAUACCUCCACCCGCCUCCACCAAUCAGCGGCUGCCAGCUUGGACAGCGCCAUGUAA
This is a messenger RNA of Closterium sp. Naga37s-1, 3915 nucleotides long. The record is from the annotation of a GenBank genome assembly. Lineage: Eukaryota; Viridiplantae; Streptophyta; Zygnematophyceae; Desmidiales; Closteriaceae.